Molecule: messenger RNA, 1418 nt
Organism: Aphanomyces invadans
Lineage: Eukaryota; Oomycota; Saprolegniomycetes; Saprolegniales; Verrucalvaceae
Exons: 2
Coding region: 739-1131 (130 amino acids)
Source: RefSeq, a predicted model, not a curated record
ACUCAAACAACUGGGUCAAGCCCUACGCUCAAGACGUGAACCAGCGCUUUCCAACAGGUGUCGCUUCAACAACAAUGACGUCGAAUGGAGACCAUUUUGUGCCACGAUCUACUCGACCGUUUGUGGCAUCGUUGGCCGGGCCCCUGUCGCACACUCCUUUGUUGCUGGAAGGAGGUUGCAUCGUGCCGUUCAUGCCAUGACGUCCCCCCAAGAUUCUGCCACCACCGCCGCAUUGCCCGACCAGAACACUGUCGAAAUCCCAGACGUUUGCUAUCCUUCGCUGUGCUCGGCCGAUCGCUACGCUGUCCAAGUCACAACCACGAACGGGAUGACCCUAACGUGCAUCGAACUCAUCUCCCUCAAAACGCAUGCGCAAUGGUGAGUGAGAUUGCCAUCAUCUCGACGUAAAGAACGCGGUAGAAUCUACAAUAUCUGGGACGUCGGCCAGCAUACGCCUCCGACGUCACUGUACGUUCCUUCUUCAAGCGUCGUUGCGACCGCUCUCGUGGGAAUCAAUUUAUUGGAAUCCAUCACGAUAAAACAAGUUGCGAACGUAGCGCUCCUUGCGCCACACGAGUCCAUCGGGGCCGCAUUCUGUCGACUGCAAAGUCGACUUGGCGCGCUGUGUGUCGAGAUCGUCCGAUUUCGAGCUGACGCUGGAAGUAUUUGGCGGGUUUUCGGCGACGUACACGUUUGAGUUGACGCUGCUUGUUUUGCCGACGAAGAUGCCGAUUUCCGAUGGUAAAGCCGCGACACCUCCGAAUAGAGUUUCGCAAAGUACAGCAGAGGCACACUUGGUCGCCUUCUCCUGGCGACACACUCCCCAUACUGCGCCUUGCCUCCACGGUGACAUCCACUACAAUCGACGACCCGAUCCAAUGGCACGUCCCAACGAGCAUUCUCUCUUUCUGCGCCAGAAUGGCACACUCCGUCGCCAUUUCACUUUCCCCCCAAAAAGACGUCGCUACAAAUGUUCAGGCAACCUGUAACCUUUGCGUCGACCGAAGGCCGCAGCGUUGCGGUCCACGACUUGGACUACACAGGGCUGCACUUAAUCGCCUCAAUAUUUUUCCAGCGGUUGGAGCGGCGACUGCAUCGUCGAUCUUGGUCGGCAAAAGUCGGAUGGCAUAGCCAUGGCCCGACGACUCGUCACGACAGAACACACGAGCUUGAUGCAACAUGCCGCCUUGCUGAACGCUUGCAAUAGCCGCGAGCCGUCGCUCGCAGAGAUGCCAGUGAACGAGAACAUUCAAGGGUGUGCACUUGGACUCCAUGACAGGUGGGGCGACCUGCUGACGAUCAGGCCACUUUCACUCUUGUGAAUCAAACUCCAACACUGCGUCAAGGACACCAAAGUUUCGUCGACGUUUCUUGUUACGUGAGCUUGACAUCAAUAAUCUCUUCGCCCUCCAAGUCGU